Messenger RNA from Musa acuminata AAA Group (dessert banana), 1820 nucleotides. Its product is annotated as palmitoyl-acyl carrier protein thioesterase, chloroplastic-like. Gene Ontology annotation, molecular function: fatty acyl-[ACP] hydrolase activity; acyl carrier activity. The record is from RefSeq and is a predicted model, not a curated record. The transcript has 7 exons. The coding region runs from base 181 to 1440 and encodes 419 amino acids. Lineage: Eukaryota; Viridiplantae; Streptophyta; Magnoliopsida; Zingiberales; Musaceae. Gene Ontology annotation, biological process: fatty acid biosynthetic process.
GAGGCUUCGGGAGAGGGACACUGCGAGGAGGAGAAAGGAAACAUCAGAGAGGUCUCUCGCCUAGAUAGAAGCCGAAACCCGACACCAGGAGAAGCUUGGAGAGACGAGGGCGAGAGAGGAAACUCGCUGUGGAUCGGCGACCGAGGUUGGAACUUCGAUUUGCUCUUCGUCCUUUGAAGUAUGGUUGCAUCCGUGGCGGCGGCCUUCUUCCCUGUUCCAUCUUCCUCUUCCACUGUCUUAGCUCAAGCAUCGAAGAGCAUUGGUGAUGGCCCUCGAAGUUUGGGCAUUCAGGGUAUCGUUGCCAAACCUAAUUCAUCCUCAGGCGCAAUGGAGAUUAAGGCGCAAGCACAAACCCUUCCUAAGAUCAAUGGUACAAAGGUUGACCUGAAAACCAAAGAGCAUAAGGCUGAUGAAGAAGAAGUUGCUUCAGUCCCAAGGACAUUCUACAACCAAUUGCCUGACUGGAGCUUUCUGUUUGCUGCCAUAACAACCAUUUUCUUAGCAGCUGAGAAACAGUUGACGCUGCUUGAUUGGAAGCCCAAGCGACCUGAUAUGCUUGCUGAUGCAUUUGGGCUUGGCAAGAUUGUUCAGGAUGGGAUGGUUUUCAGGCAGAACUUUUCCAUUAGGUCAUAUGAGAUAGGGGCAGAUCGAACAGCUUCUAUAGAGACUUUAAUGAAUCACUUACAGGAAACAGCACUUAACCAUGUAAGGAGUGUUGGUCUACUGGGUGAUGGAUUUGGUUCGACACCUGAGAUGACUAAAAAUAACUUGAUUUGGGUUGUCACGAAGAUGCAGAUUGUCGUAGAACAUUAUCCUUCCUGGGGAGAUAUUGUUGAAGUAGACACAUGGGUUGGUGCUUCUGGGAGAAAUGGGAUGCGCCGAGAUUGGCAUGUUCGUGACUAUCGGACAGGUCAAACUAUACUGAGAGCCAGCAGUGUCUGGGUAAUGAUGAACAAACACAGUAGACGAUUGUCCAAAAUGCCAGAGGAAGUUAGAGCAGAGAUAGAGCCUUAUUUUAUGGUGAAAGCUCCUAUUGUGGAAGAGGAUAAAAGGAAGCUACCAAAGCUUGAAGAUGGUACUGCCAAUCAUGUCCGAAGGGGCUUGACUCCUCGAUGGGCCGAUUUGGAUGUCAAUCAACAUGUGAAUAAUGUCAAGUAUAUUGGCUGGAUUCUUGAGAGUGCUCCCAUCUCAAUUCUUGAGAACCAUCAGCUUGCCAGCAUGACUCUGGAAUACAGGAGGGAAUGUGGGAGGGAUAGCGUACUGCAAUCCCUCACCGCUGUAUCCACUAGCCCUGAUGGCAUACAGGACGAUGGCAUCGAGUGCCAGCAUCUGCUGCGGUUGGAAUGUGGGGCUGAGAUUGUGAGAGGACGCACAGAGUGGAAGCCGAAGCACAAGCACGCCAAUGGUCCUGGAAACAUGGGGGCCAAUUCCAGUUUGUAGUUCAUCCAAGUAUGCUGCAGUCAGUAAGAAAUUACAUUUCAUUCUCAGUUGGGGCAGGCUGGUGAUGGGUGGCCAUAUCUUCAUUCGGUUAAUAUCUUCCUCAAUUGUACAAUUCCAAUCCUUGAGUCGUCGGUGAUGUCUUCUUCUUCCGAUUCACUUUAAAGGCUUCACUUAUAUUCUUGCAUUUCAUUUAUGCUUGCCAUUUUAGUAAUUGACAUGAUCUUUGGUCGCUUUCUGUAAAUUCAUUGCCUUGUUACGGUGCUGUUUGAAUACGCUGCGAUCAAAUUGUCAUUGUAAUAGACCUACCAAUUCGCCUGUUAUUUUGUAUUAAACUGUUGCCGUGACUAAAUGGUGAAAAAGGUGGAUACUGUUUGUGCACA